Messenger RNA from Fulvia fulva, 228 nucleotides. Its product is annotated as NADH-ubiquinone oxidoreductase. NCBI's taxonomy places the organism in Eukaryota, Fungi, Ascomycota, Dothideomycetes, Mycosphaerellales, Mycosphaerellaceae. The transcript is spliced from 3 exons. The record is from RefSeq and is a predicted model, not a curated record. The coding region runs from base 1 to 228 and encodes 75 amino acids.
AUGGCACCCGUCACAUUCUGGCAAGCGCCUCGGCAGUACAUGCAAUGGGCCAUGCGCGCGAAACCUGCCAUUGUCUGGAGCAUCGCACUCGGCAGCCUUGGUCCUGUGGUGAUGGUCGUCGUGCCUCCCAUUAGAACAUACUUUGGCGAUGGCCCGAGGCAACAAAUACCACUGUCAUAUCCGAUUCCCAAAGGCCCACGAAAGACACUUUCCGGAUACGAUGAUUGA